Oncorhynchus gorbuscha (pink salmon) is the source of this 1498-nucleotide messenger RNA. RefSeq names its product phospholipid phosphatase 3-like. Lineage: Eukaryota; Metazoa; Chordata; Actinopteri; Salmoniformes; Salmonidae. The record is from RefSeq and is a predicted model, not a curated record. The transcript is spliced from 7 exons. The coding region runs from base 320 to 1228 and encodes 302 amino acids. Gene Ontology annotation, biological process: canonical Wnt signaling pathway; phospholipid dephosphorylation; phospholipid metabolic process. Gene Ontology annotation, molecular function: phosphatidate phosphatase activity.
AUCGUGAACAGGACAGACGAAAGGUUUUAAUCCAGUAUUUGAAGAGGCGAUUUAUGGUGAAAAGUAUGCUUUUCUAAAGUAAAAUAUUUGGACAGACGAGGCAUCGCAUCGUUGCAGCGCUGAUACAAAGUUUGCAGGUCCUCUACUUAGUUGGGAUGUUCGUUUCCCAUAGUUGGCUUCUGAGUGACAUCUGCUUCUUCUCCACUGGAAUCCUUGACGGACUAAAUAACGCGAUUUAGAUUGUUUGGAGCGCUGGUGGAAUUUUAACUUGAGACGGAGUUCUUCCAUGCAACAGUUGGCUAUUUUGUACAAGUAAGCCAUGGCACAACAGACCAGAAACGGAGGGACCUCAUUGAACAACAACGGCACCGAUAUCACCAAGAGGAAGCUGUUGACAGGACUGGACCUCUUCUGCCUGCUACUAGCUGGCCUGCCCUUCCUGAUAAUAGAGACUAGCACCAUACAGCCGUACCAGAGAGGUUUUUACUGUUCUGAUGAGUCCAUCCGGUACCCAUGUAAAAAUGGAGACACUAUCAGCGAUGCUGUGCUCUGUGCUGCUGGCAUUCUUAUUGCCAUCCUCUCUAUUGUUAUAGGAGAGUGUUACCGGAUUCACCAUCUGAGUGAGGGAUCUAAGUCUUUCAUUGGGAACCCUUAUGUCUCAUCUCUCUACAAACAGGUUGGAGUGUUUAUAUUUGGCUGUGCCAUUAGUCAGUCGUUCACAGACAUCGCCAAGGUGUCAGUGGGCAGGAUGAGACCGCACUUCCUGGACGUGUGUAACCCUGACUGGUCAGCCAUCAACUGUUCCCUCGGAUAUAUCACCUCAUACACCUGUAAGGGCCCUGAGAGCAAAGUACAGGAAGCCAGGAAAUCCUUCUUCUCAGGACAUGCCUCCUUCUCCAUGUUUACUAUGCUCUACCUGGCUUUUUAUCUCCAGUCCAGGUUCACCUGGCGAGGUGCCCGUUUGCUCCGCCCCCUCCUCCAGUUCACGCUGCUGAUGAUGGCAUUCUACACCGGCCUAUCACGCGUUUCCGACCACAAGCACCACCCCACAGACGUACUGGCCGGCUUUGUACAGGGCGCCCUGGUGGCCUACUGCAUAGUGUUCUAUGUAUCUGACCUGUUCAAGCCGCAGGAGAUGCCUGCCUCGCCCCCUCCCUCCCCCAUCAAGAAGGAGCUCCUCCCCCCUGCUGACAUCAUCGAGCGGAACAACCACCACAACAUGGUGUGAUACAGGCCCCUUCCCCUGACCGAGGAGCCUAUCACAGCAUUUCUCACCGCCCAUUGGACAGUAGAAUGUAGCGACCAGAGAGACUUUGGUCGCGUCUCAAAUCACACUCCGCUUUUUAUAUAGUGCACUCCUUAUCACACCCGCUGGUGCAAAGUAGUGCACUACUUAGGGAGUAGUGCUUUAUUUGAGUCCUGCCCUGCAGAAACCACUAUCCAGACUCUUUACUACUAUUGUUAUUACUACUACUUUGAGCCCAAGUUAGAGCAAAAA